Messenger RNA from Ctenocephalides felis (cat flea), 1533 nucleotides. Its product is annotated as general transcription factor II-I repeat domain-containing protein 2B-like. Lineage: Eukaryota; Metazoa; Arthropoda; Insecta; Siphonaptera; Pulicidae. The coding region runs from base 1 to 1533 and encodes 510 amino acids. The transcript has 2 exons. The record is from RefSeq and is a predicted model, not a curated record.
AUGAGUCAAUCUAAAAAAAGGAAAGUUGAUUUGGAAUGCAGAAACUUCAAUGAAGCUUGGACGGUAAAAUAUCUUUUUACAAGCAUUAAUAAGAAAGCAGUUUGUUUAGUUUGUAAGGAAACAAUUGCUGUUUUCAAAGAAUACAAUUUAAACAGGCACUUUACAACAAAACAUCCAAAAUAUGCAUCACUUUCUUUAAAAGAACUUCAAACUGUAGCAGAAAACUUAGCAAAAAACUUGAAUAAGCAACAAAAUAUUUUUACUAAACAAAAUAAUAUAGAGAAAUCUACCACAAAAGCAAGUUAUGUUGUCGCGCACAAAAUUGCUAAGUUCUGUAAGCCGUUUUCUGAAGCAGAAUUUGUUAAACAAUGCAUGGUACAAGUGUCGGAGAUAUGUUGGCCUGAAAAGAAACAUAUUUUUGAAAAUGUAAGCCUUUCGAGAAGAACAAUAGUACGACGGAUUGAAAAUAUUUCAGGAAACUUACUUGACCAGCUAAGAACAAAAAUUGCUGAUUUUACCUAUUGUUCUCUGGCUUUAGAUGAGUCCUGCGAUAUUACUGAUACAAGUCAAUUAUUAAUAUUUAUUCGCGGCAUUAACAAGAAAUGUGAAAUUAGCGAAGAACUUCUUAGUGUGCAUCCAAUGAAAGGUACAACUACUGGUGAAGACUUCUUUCUCGCUGUUGAAGAGUGUUUAGUUAAAGUAAGUUUAACUUGGAAUAAAAUAGUAAGCGUCACUACGGAUGGUUGUUCUAGUUUAACAGGGAAAAAUGUAGGCUUACAUAAACGAAUUCGCGACAAAAAAAGUUUGAAAUUGAAUCACGUCGUUACUGUUGUGACCAAAGUUGUGAAUUUUAUCCGAGGACGUGCCGUAAAUCAUCGACAGUUUUUUGAAUUUUUGAAAGAAAUUGAAAGUGACUUCUACGAAAUUCCAUAUCACACUGAAGUGAGAUGGCUUAGCAUUGGUAAAGUUUUGGAAAGAUUUCAAUAUUUGCUUGAUGAAAUAGUAUCCUUCUUGUUGAUAAAAGGAAAACUACAUAAUUUCCCUGAAUUGCAAAAUAAGGCUUGGCUAAAUGAUUUCUCGUUUUCAGUAGAUAUCGUAAAAUAUUUGAAUGAACUAAAUAUAAAUCUACAAGGAAAAAACCAAUUUGCUUUCAAUAUGCACUCAAACGUCAAAGCAUUUAUGACAAAACUCAAUUUAUUUGCUGAAAACUUUAAUAAUAAAUUAUUAAAUCAUUUCCCCUCAUUGCAAGCACGGCGAGAAUCAUUGAAAAAUACAGAUUUUUUUAAAUAUAGUGCAAUAACACAAGACCUGCAUUCUGAAUUCCAAAGAAGAUUUCAAGAUUUCAAAGCUAUUGAAAAACCUUUAUCAUUAAUUAGCCAACCCUUCAAUUUCGAUGUGCACGAAGCUCCUGUUGAAAUUCAACUAGAACUAAUUGACUUACAAUCAAAUAAUUUACUAAAAGAAAAUUUUCACUCAAACGAAUUGAGUGCUUUCUAUGGCGCUUUGGAUAACGAACAUUUCAAAAUUUUUUGA